CAAAUAUAAGCAAACAAUUUUCAUGUAAAUAAAUUAUACAAAUAUGAAACCCCUCAAAUUAUAUUCAUGUCUGUCUCAAGAUCAAAAUUAGAUUCCAAAAGCACAUUCCCAUAUCUCAAAGCUCACCCUUUUUUGUUCAACACAUUUCCACAUUUUAUUCCCCUUUCAAAUUCGUGUUUAUCCUCUGUAACUUGUCGAAUCAAAUUCACCUUAAUUACCAAGUAGAUUUCGAAAAAAAAAAUUGCAUAUGAAAUUUGGGAAGGAGUUCAGGAUCCACCUGGAGAAAACCCUGCCCGAGUGGAGGGACAAGUUCCUGUGCUACAAGCUGUUGAAGAAGCUGCUCAAGCAUUAUCCGGCCGCCGCCGUCGCCGUCGAUCUGCCGCGGGACGCGCGUCGGCUUCCGGCGCUUCAGGGCUGGUUCGUGGCGAUUCUCUACGAGGAGCUGGAGAAGUUCAACGAUUUCUACGUCGAGAAGGAGGAGGAGUUUAUAAUCCGCUUCCAGGCACUUAAGGAAAGGAUUGAGCGAGUGAAGGAGACUGAGUUUAGUGAAGAAAUGAUGAAGAUACGCAAAGACUUUGUCGCCAUUCAUGGAGAGAUGGUUCUUCUCAAAAGCUACAGCUCCCUCAACUUCGCAGGCCUUAUAAAAAUUUUGAAGAAAUACGACAAACGAACAGGAGACUUGCUGAGCUUCCCUUUCACCCGUCUCGCCUUCCACCAGCCAUUCUUCACGACUCAACCACUCACACGAUUAGUCCGCGAGUGUGAAGAGAAACUCGAGAUCCUAUUCCCAAUCGAACCAGAGGUGAUCGAAUCAAAUCCUCUCGUUCAGGAUCAAAUAGCAGCUGCUAUACCUCCUGCCGACUUGCCAAACACGCCCUUAGAAUCGGCAUUAUCGUUUGGGGAAGAAAAAACAGUGGGCAUAUACAAGAGCACCCUUGCUGCAAUAAACGCUAUACAGGGUUUGAAAAAGGCUAGCUCGACUUAUAAUCCCAUGUCCAUGUCAUUUCUGUUCGGGAGCCAGCUGGACAGCGAGUGUACAGGUGGCGUGACAGCUCAAAACUCGCCUUGCAAUUCUUUCGUCCGGUUGCAUGACGAGGAGAAUGAAAAUGAAGAUAUUUGUUCAGGCUAAUAAAUCUAAUCCUUCUUUUUUU
Messenger RNA from Striga asiatica, 1151 nucleotides. The record is from the annotation of a GenBank genome assembly. Lineage: Eukaryota; Viridiplantae; Streptophyta; Magnoliopsida; Lamiales; Orobanchaceae.